AUGGCAGCUGCCAACUCACAAGUACCGCCUAAUGCCAUGUCCAAGAUAGAAGGGGACACUUACCCGGUUCUCCGCACCGAGAAGGAGUCGGCACGCCUCUUCAGCCAGCUGGGCCUAAUCUCCCACGCCCUGGGAGGCCUCGUCCAAGCCCCGGUUGACCUUUCCCAACCCAACCUCCGCAUCCUCGACGUCGGCGCCGGGACUGGCCGCUGGCUUUCCAUGGUGCAGGAGUCGAUGACCCCGUCGGCGCGGGCCACCGCCACGCUGCAGGGGACCGACAUCGCGCCGUAUCCAGACUGCGCGCCGGGCAUCUCGAUCGAGCUGCACAGCUUCAAAAACCCGUUCCCGGAAGAGUGGGAGGCCUCGUUCGACCUGGUGCACAUGGGCUCCUGCCUAAUGAUGAGCCCUGGAGACGAGGCGCCGCGGCUGGUGGCCAGGUUGGCCCGCCUGGUCAAGCCCGGCGGUUGGCUGCAGCUCUCGGACGCAGCCAUGAGCAUAGACCCGGUGGGCGAGGCCGACAUGCCUCACGAGCGGCUGUACAAGACCAUGGGGAAGUGCGUGCGGGACAUGGGCAUGGACCCGACGCAGGGCGGCCGCUUGACGGAGCUGCUGGGCGCUGCCGGCGCGGAUCUGGCAGAAGUGGCCAGCAAGGCGGCCCCGAUCAAGAUUGGAAAGACUGCCAGCGAGGAGAUGGAGUCUCAAACCUAUCAGUAUAUCGAUAUGAUGUUUGGCAACCUGUUGCACGCCGCGCAGGUGCUUAAUCUUGAGGGGAUUCCAGAGCUGAAGGAGGAAGUUUUGGACGAGGCUAGGACAAAGGGUUUUGAUUUUAUGUUUUAUGCAGCAUGGGGCAGACGGAAUUGA
This is a messenger RNA of Pyricularia grisea, 861 nucleotides long. RefSeq lists its product as uncharacterized. The record is from RefSeq and is a predicted model, not a curated record. Lineage: Eukaryota; Fungi; Ascomycota; Sordariomycetes; Magnaporthales; Pyriculariaceae. The coding region runs from base 1 to 861 and encodes 286 amino acids. The transcript has a single exon.